This is a messenger RNA of Phyllostomus hastatus (greater spear-nosed bat), 1467 nucleotides long. RefSeq names its product inka box actin regulator 1 (gene INKA1). The transcript is spliced from 2 exons. The record is from RefSeq and is a predicted model, not a curated record. Gene Ontology annotation, cellular component: nucleus. Gene Ontology annotation, molecular function: protein serine/threonine kinase inhibitor activity; protein kinase binding. NCBI's taxonomy places the organism in Eukaryota, Metazoa, Chordata, Mammalia, Chiroptera, Phyllostomidae. Bases 431 to 1426 code for a protein of 331 amino acids.
GCCCUCCCACCACUUCCAGGGAUUGUCACGGCCCACUCCAGGAGCGGGUCCAGUGGGCUGGGCCCUGAGGCCCGGAGACUAGGGGCGCACUGCCCGCACAAGGGGGCCGCCGCCGGGGCAGCCGCGUGCUCAAGGGGCCCCUGAAGGAGGGACCGCAGCUCUGUCCUGAUAAAAAUGGGGAAAUCGGGGCUACUGUGAGGAAGCGACUCGUUCUGGGUCACGAAGCAAACUGGAGUCGACUCAACCGCUGGGGCGUCGGGCAGUCCGGGCCGGCCCGGCCUUGUAGCAGCAAACCCGCCCCGCUCCACAGAGCUGGAACCAAGUGGGGAGUGGGCGUGGGGCUCGCCCCUGGCCGGGCCCGAGAGGCGGGGCCACUUCAGCCCCGCCCCGCCCAUUGGCUGCGGCGCCAGGGGCGGGGCGCGGCUGCCAGAUGUUGGGGCGGCUGCGGGAGCUACGGAGCGCGAGGAGUCGCGGCGCUGGGCACAGGGUGAAGGCGCCGCUGGCCGGGCCGCCCGGCCCUCUCCGCGCCGCUCCCGCCGGAGUUUUCAUUGGAACUGGCAGGCCUGGCGGGGGCUCCGGCAGGGGCAUGCACAGCACUCGGCUUGACAGCUUCCUGGGCCAGCUCCGCUGGGAAUUGCCCUGUGGCCGGGACACAGGCUCACCCCCAAUGCCUGGUCCCCUUCCGCCACCCCCCAAACGCGGCCCAGGUGCCCACCACCGGCUCAGGGCCUCAGAUGCCUUGGAAGAGGACUCCGUCUGCUGUGUGGAGGAAGAGGAGGAGGAAGGUGUGGUGACAGGCGACAGAGGUGUAGCCUUGGAGGGCCCCAGGGAGCACACCUUGGACUGGGACUCCGGCUUUUCCGAGGUGUCAGGCAGCACGUGGAGAGAGGAAGAGCUGCCUGUGCCUCCAGCACCCCCAGCAUGGCGCCCCCACAGACAGCGCGCCUCAGCCAGUGGCAUCCCCUUGUCCAGCGGAGCCCCUGUGGCUAGGGCGCCACCUGCCCACCGACCCCGGCCCAAGUCCACCCCAGAUGCCUGCCUGGAGCAUUGGCGGGGCUUGGAAGCCGAGGACUGGACAGCAGCCCUGCUGAGCAGAGGGCGAAGCCGCCAGCCCCUGGUGCUGGGGGACAACUGCUUCGCUGACUUGGUGCACAACUGGAUGGAGCUGCCCGAGGCAGCAGGCGAGGGGGACAACGGGGGCGCGCCGCGUGCCCGUGCUCGGCCCCCCCAGUUCCUGCUCGGCCUCUCUGAGCAGCUGCGGCGCCAGCUGGCCAGGGCCCGCAGGGCGGCCAUGGCGGGAAAGCGACUGUCGUGCCCACCGCGAGCAGAGCCCGAACUGCCUGCGGACGCCUCGCGCUUCGCAGCCCUCAUGAGCUGCCGCAGCCGCCAGCCCAUCAUCUGUAACGACGUCGUCAGCUACCUCUGACCCUGCCCUCCGGCCCGGGACAAUAAAGGCCUUUCUCUGGA